UUGUUUUUAUUAUUAUUAUUAUUCAUUUUAGCAACUGAUUUAUUGUGUUUUACUUUAUUUUAUGAGCUUAGGGUUUUUUUCUUCUUCUUUUAUAUCUAUUGCGAAGAUCUAUUAUCUCCUGCAUAUCGCCAUCUUGUUGAUAAUAGUUUUACAGAAGUUAUUAGGAUGAGCUAUUUUGUUGUUCGAUUGUUUUCUUGGAUUCAUUUAAGCAACUGAUUUAUUAUGUUUUACUUUGUUUGUGAGUUUAGGGUUUUUGGAUCUAUUUUGAAGAUCUAUAUCUUAUUCGAUUGAUUCAUAGUUGUAUAUCGCUAUCUUCCUUUUUUUAUAGUUAGGUUGCAAGGAGAAUUGAACUCAACAUAUCACUAUCUUGUUGAGAAUAGUUUUACAGAAGGUAUCAGGAUGAUCCUAUUUCAUUGUUCAAUUGUUUUUUUGGAUUCAUUUUAGCAAUUGAUUUAUUGUGUUUUACUUUUUUUUUGUUAAAUCUAUUGCAAAUAUAUAUUAUCUUAUUCGAUUGAUUCAUAAGUUGCAUAUCGCCAUCUUGUUGAUAAUAUUUUUACAAAAGGUAUCGCGAUGACCUAUUUUGUUGUUCGAUUGUUUUCUUGGAUUCAUUUUAGUAACUGAUUUAUUGUGUUUUACUUUAUUUGCCGAGUUUAGGGUUUUUGGAUCUAUUAUGAAGAUCUGUAUCUUCUUCGAUUGAUUCAUAAUUUGCAUAUCUCUAUCUUGUUGACAAUAGUUUCACAUAAGGUAUCAGGAUGAGUUAUUUUGUUGUUCAAUUGUUUUAUUUGAUUCAUUUUAGCAACCGAUUUAUUGUGUUUUUUCUUUAUUUGCCAAGUUUAGGGUUUUGGAUCUAUUAUGGAGAUCUAUAUCUUCUUCGAUUGAUUCAUAAUUUGCAUGUCGCUAUCUUGUUGACAAUAGUCUACAGAAGGUAUCAGGAUGAGGCUAUUUUAUUGCUUGAAUUUUUUUUAUUCAUUUUUAGCAACUAAUUAAUUGUGCUUUACUUGAUCCAUUGAGUUUAGGGUUUGUUGGAUCUAUUGCAAAGGUCUAUUAUCUUCUUCUAUUGAUUCAAGAAUUGCAUAUCGCUAUCUUGUUGAUUAUAGUUUUACAUGGGGUACCAAUAUAAGCCUGUGUUAUUUUUUAGUUGUUUUUUGGAUGCAUUUUAUUGACUAAUCUAGUGUGUUUUACUUGAUCUACUGAGUUUAGGGUUUUUGGAUCUAUUACGAAGAUAUACUAACCACAAAGGAUUUAAAGACCAGUUUAUCAAUUAGAGGUUUCAAUUAGAUCUGUUAAAACCCUAGAAUUCAAAAUUUCUUUCCAAGUUUCUUUCAACUGUGGAGUUUGGAUUUGGAGGCGGUUUUCUUGUGGGUAGGGAGCCUUUUUUUAAUGCCUUCAGAUUCAAUCCUGGAAGAUUUGGCUGACAGGCGUCAGAGCAGGUUAAUCCAGUGGUUUAGUUGGUUUAGUUUAAAAUUCAGAGAAAGAACUUUUGGAUGGAAGAAGGUGUAGACUGCUUAACAGUGGUAACGGAUGGGGAGAUGCAAUUGGGUGAUUCAUCCAAAUCUGAAGUAAAGCGUGAUCAUGAGUGGGUUGCAGACGCUAUCGAAUCAGAGUCCUUUCCCAACAAGAAGCAAGCAAAAGAAUCCUCAAAUGAUGACCUGAACUCUGAAGUUUUGAAUUCAAAUGUCUCUCCAAAAGAGAACACAGCCAGCUGUCAGACCUUUUCGACCCAACCGGCCGAGUUGGAGAGGGAGCACAAUUUGGGAGGUGGUGGUGUUACAUCUAGUAGCACAGAGAAUUCAAGUAUGGAGAGCAGGAGCGAUGAGGAGCAUAAUAUUGAUGACUCUGCUGUUGCUGUAUCUACUUCUCUAGUUAUAAUGGAAGUUCCAAAACCUUCCAGUUCCACUGGGAUUAGGAGAAUAAUAUUCAAGUUCAGCAAGAGCAAGGAGGACUAUACACCAUCUGCUCCAGCAGGUCAGCCUGUAAGCAAUGGGGUUGACAAUAACCUCACUUAUGGUGGAUUUCGGGAGUAUCAUGGGAUGAAGUUGGAUAAUUCAAGUGCAGACGGGCUAGUGUGUACUCCUAGAAAAUAUUACUCUGAAGCAGCGGGGAACAUGCUUACAUGUUCUCCUAAAAGGAAGAUGGAAUUGAAAAUGUCCAAGAAGGUUGCCACGAACAGCUACCCUAUGAAUGUCAAAAGGUUGCUAUCAACUGGCGUUCUUGAAGGAGCUCGUGUGAAGUAUAUGUCCUUUACUCAGGAGACAGAGCUUCUUGGCAUUGUGAAAGGUUCUGGAUAUUUGUGUGGUUGUCCACUAUGUAAUUUUUCUGAGGUUCUUAAUGCUUAUGAGUUUGAGAAGCAUGCAGGGUGCAGAACCAAACAUCCAAAUGAUAAUAUAUUCCUGGUGAAUGGGAAGUCCAUUUAUAGUAUUGUCCAAGAGUUGAGACGAACACCGCUCAACUUGUUGCAUGAAGUGAUUCGAAGUGUUGUUGGAUCAUCAAUUAAUGAGAAGUUUUACCUGGUCUGGAAAGAAUCACUCCAAGCGUCAAAUCUUCAGGAAAUUGGUGAAAAGUUUGAAACAGAAAGACAGUCUCAACUGGAGCUUCUUGACCUGUAUAAUCCAAUUGAAAGCUGUCCUAGUGACUCUGGUGAUGACAGCACUGGCCUUUCUUCAAGUUACUUGAUGCCAGAGUUUCCUAUCAAAGAGAGGUUCCAUGUGAAGCAAAAGAGACCAAGAGGGAGAAAACGCAUGGUUAAAAAGUCAAACUGCAGCAGUUAUAACUCAGUUGUGGGACAGAAGAAAACUACUGGAGGUGGGGUUAAGAAAAGGGAUAAUGAUCUACACCGAUUACUUUUCCUGCCAAAUGGGCUUCCAGAUGGAGUAGAGCUGGCUUAUUUUUCCAAAGGACAGAGGUUACUUCAAGGCUAUAAGCAAGGAAAUGGCAUAGUUUGUAGUUGCUGUAAUAGUGAGAUUAGCCCCUCGCAGUUUGAAGCUCAUGCUGGAUGGGCUGCUAGGCGUCAACCAUACCGUCACAUCUAUACUACAAAUGGAAUAUCGCUUCAUGAUCUUUCAAUUUCAUUAGCAAGCGGGCACAGUCUCACUGCAAGUGACAAUGAUGAUAUAUGUACAGUUUGCGGAGAAGUAGGAGAUUUGGUCCUUUGUGAUGGAUGUCCUCGAGCAUUUCAUGCAGCUUGUUUGGAACUGCAGAACUUCCCAGAAGGUGAUUGGCAUUGUCCAUAUUGCAAAGAUAGAUUUGGCUCCGGCAGAAAUGCACCUACUAUGAAGGCAAUUACAAUCAGGAUGACAAGAGUUGUCAGAGAACCAGGAACCGAAAUAGGUGGUUGUGCUUUUUGCAGGGCUCAUGACUUCAGUGUCUCAAAAUUUGAUGAGCGAACGGUUUUGCUCUGUGACCAAUGUGAGAGGGAGUUCCAUGUUGGGUGUUUGAGGGAACGUGGACUGUGUGAUUUGAAGGAACUUCCGAAGGGCAAGUGGUUUUGCUGUGACGACUGCAGUAGGAUCCAUUGUGCUUUACAGAACUUAAUUCUCCGUGGAGCAGAGAUGAUUCCAAGUUCAGUUUCAGGUGUGAUAAAGAGGAAGCUCAUAGAGAAAGGCCUAGUUGAAGCAACUGAAGAUAAUGUGCAUUGGCAACUCUUAAGCGGAAAAAAUGGCUUUCCGGACCAUCGAUUGCUUCUUUCCAAGGCUGCUGCAAUCUUUAGAGAUGGGUUUGAGCCUAUAACUGAAAGGUCUGGUCGUGAUCUAGUACCUGCUAUGGUCUAUGGAAGAAAUAUAGCUGGCCAGGAAUUUGGAGGGAUGUACUGUGUUGUUUUAUGUGUAAAGUCAGUUGUUGUAACUGCUGGAAUUCUCAGAAUUUUCGGUCAGCAGGUUGCAGAACUUCCUCUGGUAGCUACAAGAAGAGGAAACCGAGGAAAGGGUUAUUUCCAAGCAUUGUUUGCUUGUGUAGAGAGGUUGUUGUUUUCCUUGAAUGUGAAAAACCUUGUACUACCUGCUGCUGAGGAUGCCGAAUCGAUCUGGACUAAUAAAUUAGGCUUUAGAAAGAUGACUGAGGAGCAAUUAUUAAAGUAUACGAAGGACUUCCAGUUGAUGGGUUUCCUGGGAACUUCAAUGUUAGAGAAGGAGGUGUCGCGGUUUACAGAUUAACAGUUUCCCUCACCUCAUUUGGAGUUUCAUCAGGUUUUGGUGUAAUUGGAUUUUAUUUUAUUUUAUUUUUAUUAAAUUCCUUUCUUUUUGCUGCUAUUUUGUUUGUAAGCAGCAUGAAUUAUUGUUUUAAGGAUGAAAAUUUGUAGAGUUUGUUGUAAUGUAAGAUCAACUAAAGAAAAGAAAAGGAAAAAAAUAGGGGUUGGGGGGAGGGGGGAGGAAAUAAAUUCGAGUUAGAAAAGAUGGAUGUACAUAAACUUUGACAGGAGAAGCCAAUACCAGUGCAGCUGACAUUUAUUCUUGCA
This is a messenger RNA of Macadamia integrifolia, 4450 nucleotides long. RefSeq lists its product as uncharacterized. The record is from RefSeq and is a predicted model, not a curated record. NCBI's taxonomy places the organism in Eukaryota, Viridiplantae, Streptophyta, Magnoliopsida, Proteales, Proteaceae. The transcript has 21 exons. Bases 1485 to 4148 code for a protein of 887 amino acids.